This is a messenger RNA of Phycomyces blakesleeanus NRRL 1555(-), 542 nucleotides long. RefSeq lists its product as hypothetical. Gene Ontology annotation, biological process: translation. The transcript has 4 exons. Gene Ontology annotation, molecular function: structural constituent of ribosome. The record is from RefSeq and is a predicted model, not a curated record. Bases 26 to 466 code for a protein of 146 amino acids. NCBI's taxonomy places the organism in Eukaryota, Fungi, Mucoromycota, Mucoromycetes, Mucorales, Phycomycetaceae. Gene Ontology annotation, cellular component: ribosome.
AUCCAUUUGUCCAGCAUAACAUACAAUGGGUCGCGUUAGAACCAAGACUGUCAAGAAGGCCUCCCGUGUGUUGAUCGAGAAGUACUACCCCCGUCUUACUCUCGACUUCCAGACCAACAAGAAGAUCGCCGAUGAGGUUGCUAUCAUUAGCUCCAAGCGUCUCCGCAACAAGAUCGCUGGUUUCACCACCCACUUGAUGAAGCGUAUCUCCCGUGGUCCCGUCCGUGGCAUCUCCUUCAAGAUGCAGGAAGAGGAGCGUGAGCGCAGAGAUCAGUACGUUCCCGAGUUCUCCGCUUUGGAUACCUCUGCCAUCGAGAUUGAUCCCGAGACCCAGGAACUCCUCAAGUCCCUCAACUUCGAGAACCUCGCUGGUGUCCAGGUCACCAACCCUAUUGCCAACGACUUUAAGCCCCGUCGUCGUGGUGACCGUGCUCCCCGUGAGAAGACCGUUGAGGCCUCUGCCUAAACUUCUUCUUUCUUGGUUGCGCUUAUAAAAAUCAUUUCUAAUAAAUAAUUUUGGAAAGCACCACUGCUUGAAGGCU